This is a messenger RNA of Colletotrichum lupini, 1443 nucleotides long. Its product is annotated as mitochondrial DNA replication protein YHM2. Lineage: Eukaryota; Fungi; Ascomycota; Sordariomycetes; Glomerellales; Glomerellaceae. The record is from RefSeq and is a predicted model, not a curated record. Gene Ontology annotation, cellular component: mitochondrion. The transcript is spliced from 6 exons. Gene Ontology annotation, molecular function: tricarboxylate secondary active transmembrane transporter activity. Gene Ontology annotation, biological process: mitochondrial citrate transmembrane transport; alpha-ketoglutarate transport. Bases 1 to 1443 code for a protein of 480 amino acids.
AUGAGGUGCCCAGUCAAGCUUACAUACGCUGCUACAACCAUUGGGGGAGACUUCAGACAAGGGGCUCUCGGCCGCCCGUUAUGCUUCAAGGGCGCCUGCUCCCACGUCCGCUCAGUCACGGAGAGCUCCUGCUUCUGUUUCUUCGGUUUCUUGUCACUGAGAACGCACGCUUCCACCCCCGAACUAGCAACCAAAACCAGUCCAGUCCCCCGGGCGCCUAACUUUCAAACGAACACAUCUCUCCUCACCUCAUACACAAAAGUCACCUGUGACCUCGGCCUUCCUCCGAGAUACACCUAUCAACACACAGCUCGAAUAUCCGAGGUCAUUCCCAGCCCUUUUUUUUAUCCCGCAACCUACCGCAUUUUCCCCCAUUCCUCGCUUGGCUCCAUUCCCAAGCAUCUACCCCGGCCCCUUUCCGUCAUCACAAGUAGCAGAGCCAUGGUUGCCGUCGCCACUAUGCCCGCCCCCAUCGGGGAGCCCCAGAAGCUGGAGAAGAAGCCCGUCAAGUUCUCCAACUUGCUGUUGGGCGCCGGUCUGAACAUGUUCGAGGUCACCACGCUUGGCCAGCCGCUCGAGGUCGUCAAGACCACCAUGGCUGCCAACCGUGGCGACGGCUUUGGCACUGCCCUGGGCCGCAUCUGGGGUCGUGGUGGUGUCCUUGGUUAUGACGACUGGGAAUCAAUCCGUCAAUCGAGCUGCUUAUCGCGGCCCGUCUACCAGGGUCUCAUCCCCUGGGCCUGGAUUGAAGCCUCCACCAAGGGCGCCGUCCUUCUCUUCGUCGCCUCCGAGGCCGAGUACUACGCACGCAACGCUGGUGCUUCCGAGUUUGGUGGUGGUAUCAUCGGUGGUAUCACCGGUGGUGUUGCCCAGGCCUAUGCCACCAUGGGUUUCUGCACUUGCAUGAAGACGGUCGAGAUCACCAAGCACAAGGUUGCCUCCACUGGCGUCCCGCCUCCCAGCACCUUCCAGACCUUCAUGGGUAUCUACCGCAAGGAGGGUAUCAGGGGCAUCAACAAGGGUGUCAACGCCGUCGCUAUCCGUCAGAUGACCAACUGGGGUUCCCGUUUCGGUCUCUCUCGUCUGGCCGAGCAGGGCAUCCGCGACGUAAGAGGCAAGAAGGACGGUGAGAAGCUCGCCGCCUGGGAGAAGAUUCUUGCUUCCGGUCUCGGUGGUGGUCUGUCCGCCUGGAACCAGCCUAUUGAGGUCAUCCGUGUCGAGAUGCAGAGCAAGAAGGAGGACCCCAACCGACCCAAGAAGAUGACGGUCGGAAACACUUUCCGUUACAUUUACUCCACCAACGGUAUCUCCGGUCUCUACCGUGGUGUUGCUCCUCGUAUUGGUCUCGGCGUUUGGCAGACGAUUUGCAUGGUUGCUUUGGGUGAUAUGGCCAAGACUUACGUCGAGAAGGUCACCGGCGACAAGGUCACGGCUAAGCAUUAA